GGAUGACGCCAUCAAACUGUAUUUAUCAGCGUGGCACGCGGCUGUAUCCGUGAGUUGUCGCACCAAGAGACUUCAUGUCCUUAUUAGUAGACGAGGAGGCCCUUUCACGUACUGAUAGCUGAGCAUCGUUAGCUUCUGGAUUCCUCACCUUCAACCGGACGCGAGACUCGACAGAACCCUCUCUCCUAGGCCUCCCUAGCACUGAGCAGAACGGAAACCGGAAAAGAUGGCCCAAGACAAGAUCAUCCUCUAUACGAACCACAUUUGCCCAUGGGCACACCGGGCGCAUAUCGCCCUGGCUGAGCUCAACCUCCCGUUUGAGGAGGUGAUCAUCGACCUGGACACGCCGCGGAGCCCCGAGUACCUCAAGAUCAACCCGCGCGGGCUGGUCCCUGCACUGUCUUACAACGGUGAAAUCAUCACCGAGUCGGCCAUUGUCGCGCAGUUCCUCGCCGAUGCGCACCCGUCGCACCUGGUUCCUGCGUCCAACGCACCGGGCGGCGCGCUCCGACGUGCGCGGAUUGCCUUCUUUGUCGAUACCUACGUGACCAAGGUCAACAGCACCUUGUACAGCAUCUUUGGCGCGUUAAACGACGAGGAGAAGAGAAAGGAGAUCGCUCAGAAGGUCUUGACGGCCAUCGCGACGGAGAUCGAGCCGCUGCUUGCUGAUGCGAGCCCGUUCUUUGGUGGGAGCGAGAAGCCCACGCUUGCUGAGGUGUUGACCGGGUCGAUGGUCAUCCGGCUCCCCGCCUACUACAAGGCGGGACUCAUACCCAGCGCCGUAUACGCAUCUCUCCCCGAGAAGGCACCUAAUUUCGUCAAGUGGUCUGAGGCCGUCACGGCCCACCCCAGUGUGAAUUCGAUCUAUGAUGAGGACAAACUUCUUGCGAGGUUCAAGGCGAGGUUUGCGGCGGCCGCGGCGUCAACUUGAACUGUGAGAUGUGCGUGUCACGGAGCGAAGUUCGGUGCUGCAAAUGAGCGCCGAAACAACUACUUCUGAGGACAGUUAAAGCAGUAGAAUCUCAAUUCGACUGUCGAAUGGUAACAGCGCUCGACGUGCGGCAGCCUAUAGGACGUUAGUUGACUAUACCGUAGCACCUGAAUGAAAUGCUUGUCAC
Messenger RNA from Canariomyces notabilis, 1118 nucleotides. Its product is annotated as thioredoxin-like protein. NCBI's taxonomy places the organism in Eukaryota, Fungi, Ascomycota, Sordariomycetes, Sordariales, Chaetomiaceae. The transcript has 3 exons. Gene Ontology annotation, cellular component: cytoplasm. Bases 227 to 931 code for a protein of 234 amino acids. The record is from RefSeq and is a predicted model, not a curated record.